AUGAACCUAACUGCGCUCAAAGCUUUCGUGGGCUUGCUCUGGAAUUGCUGGGUUCUGGUGGGUCACGCACAGGGAGGUUUAGGAGACAAUCAUGUCCAUUCGAGUUUUAUUUACAGGAGGCUGCGGAACCAUGAGAGAAGGGAGAUUCAGAGAGAGAUUCUCUCUAUCCUGGGUUUACCUCACAGACCCAGACCAUUUUCACCAGGAAAGCAGGCUUCUUCUGCACCCCUCUUCAUGCUGGACCUGUAUAAUGCCAUGACAAAUGAAGAGGAUUCUGAGGAGCUGGAGUAUUCACUAAAGGGAUCAAUGGCAGGGGAGAGCAGAGGGAUACGAAAAGGAUACCCUGCCUCUCCAAAUGGAUAUUCGCGGAGAAUGCAAUUAUCUCGCAUGACCCCCCUGACCACACAGAAUCCUCCCUUAGCCAGCCUGCACGACACCAACUUUCUGAAUGAUGCUGACAUGGUCAUGAGCUUUGUCAAUUUAGUUGAAAGGGACAAGGACUUCUCCCACCACCGAAGGCACUACAAGGAAUUCCGCUUUGACCUGACUCAGAUCCCUCAUGGAGAGGCAGUGACAGCCGCCGAGUUCCGGAUAUACAAAGAUCGGAGCAACAGCCGCUUUGAGAAUGAAACCAUUCAGAUCAGCAUCUAUCAGAUCAUCAAGGAGUAUCCCAACAGGGAUGCAGACUUGUUCCUGUUAGACUCAAGAAAGGCUCAAGCUUCUGAUGUGGGCUGGUUUGUCUUCGACAUCACUGUGACCAGCAAUCACUGGGUGAUUAAUCCACAGAACAACCUGGGCUUGCAACUCUGCGCUGAAACUGGGGAUGGUCGAAGUAUCAAUGUUAAAUCUGCUGGCCUGGUUGGAAGACAUGGGCCUCAGUCAAAGCAACCAUUCAUGGUUGCAUUCUUCAAGGCAAGUGAAGUGCUUUUCCGUUCUGUCCGAGCAGCCAACAACAAGAGGAAAAAUCAGAACCGCAACAAAUCCAGUAGUCAACAGGAGUCCUCUAGGAUGCCAAGCGCUGGGGAUUAUAACACAAGCGAGCAAAAGCAAGCAUGUAAGAAACACGAACUUUAUGUGAGUUUCCGAGACUUAGGAUGGCAGGAUUGGAUUAUUGCACCGGAGGGCUACGCUGCGUUUUACUGUGAUGGAGAGUGUUCUUUUCCCCUCAAUGCCCACAUGAAUGCAACAAACCAUGCCAUUGUUCAGACUCUGGUUCACUUGAUGUUCCCCGAUCAUGUACCCAAGCCAUGCUGUGCACCAACAAAACUGAAUGCAAUCUCCGUGCUCUACUUUGAUGACAGUUCCAAUGUUAUUUUAAAAAAAUACAGGAAUAUGGUGGUGCGUUCAUGUGGCUGCCACUAA
Messenger RNA from Agelaius phoeniceus (red-winged blackbird), 1362 nucleotides. It is a transcript of the gene BMP5, whose product is annotated as bone morphogenetic protein 5. The record is from RefSeq and is a predicted model, not a curated record. Gene Ontology annotation, molecular function: cytokine activity; growth factor activity. Gene Ontology annotation, cellular component: extracellular region. NCBI's taxonomy places the organism in Eukaryota, Metazoa, Chordata, Aves, Passeriformes, Icteridae.